GCGCGAGACAACCGCACGUGUUGUUUUCAUGGACGUGUGUGUGCUGUAGUGUGAAACUUGUGUGUGAGAGUAAAGUGUAAAAACCACAGCGACAAACAUGGGGAAAAAAGUAAAAACCGGAAAAGCCAGGAAGGAUAAAUUCUAUCAUUUGGCGAAAGAAACAGGUUAUCGCUCUCGUUCAUCUUUCAAACUCAUCCAGCUCAACCGUAAAUUUCAGUUUCUGCAGAAAGCCAGAGCUCUGGUCGACCUGUGUGCUGCUCCCGGUGGAUGGUUGCAGGUGGCGUCCAAGUUUAUGCCUGUAUCCAGUCUCAUUAUUGGUGUUGACCUGGUGCCCAUCAAGCCCAUCCCCAACGUGGUGGCGCUGCAAGAAGACAUCACCACUGACAAAUGCAGACAGGCUUUACGAAAGGAACUGCAGACUUGGAAGGUUGAUGUUGUGCUAAAUGACGGAGCCCCGAAUGUGGGAGCCAACUGGCAAUAUGAUGCCUUCUCACAAGCUCAUCUAACCCUCAUGGCCCUGAAGUUGGCCUGUGAGUUUCUGACCAAAGGUGGCACUUUCGUCACCAAGGUCUUCCGCUCCAAAGACUACCAGCCACUGCUCUGGAUCUUCCAGCAGUUCUUCAAGAAGGUGCAGGCCACCAAGCCGCAGGCAUCUAGGAAUGAGUCCGCCGAGAUCUUUGUCAUCUGUCAGGGUUUUGUCGCCCCAGACAAAAUCGACAGUAAGUUCUUUGACCCCAAACAUGCGUUCAAAGAGGUGGAGGUGCAGGCCAAAACUGUGAGGGAGCUGAUCCCUGUCAAGAAGCCAAAGGCGGAGGGAUACGCAGAUGGUGAUCUGACACUCUACCACAGUUUCACGGCCACAGCCUUUCUGAAAGCUGAAAAUCCCAUAGACUUCUUGGACAAAGCCAGUGAGAUCACCUUUGACAGCACAGACCUGCAGUCUCACCCGGCCACCAGUGAUGAGAUAAAGGAGUGCUGUCGUGACAUCAAAGUGUUGGGCCGCAAAGAGCUCCGGCUGCUGCUGAACUGGCGGUCCAAGCUGAGGAGAUUCCUGGCCAAAAAACUGAAGGGGGAGGCCAAACAGCUUGACCCAGAAAUCAACUUAAGUUCUGAUGAAGAAAAGGGCGAUUCAGACGAAGAACCAGAGAAGAAGAAACAGGCAGAGGGGGAAGAAGAAGAGGAGGAUGAGGAGGAAGAAAUGGUGAAGAAACUGGCAGAACUGAAAGCUGAGGAGGUGGCUGAGCUCAAACGGAAGAAGAGGAAGCUGCUGAAGGAGCGGAGGAAGCAGAGGGAGAGGGUGGAGUUGAAGAUGGACCUGCCUGGCGUCUCCAUUGCAGAUUCCAAUGACUCAUCCAUGUUCUCCCUCAGCACCAUCAAGAAGCAAAAGGCGCUGGCUGAUAUAUCCAAAGGGGACAUGCAGGUAGCAGACACCCUGGUGGAGGAAGAUGACGACCUCCACCUGUCUGAGGAAGACGAAGAGGAAGAGGAUGAAAUGUCCCUUGCAUCUGAUUUAGACGAUGAAGACAUGGAAGAGGUGGAGCAGAGACAGAAAGCGCUGGAGAAGAAAGCACCAAAGAAGAAAGUAACGUUCACUGAAGAAGAGGAGGAGGAUGAAGGGCAGGAAAGUGGCUUGCUGGUGGAACUGGAGGGAAAAGAUGAGAAGAAGGAACGACAGACGGACCUGUGGUUCAGCAAGGGUAUCUUCUCUGAGAUCGACCUGGAAGGAGACGCAGAGAGUGAGCUGCAACAGACCGAGUGGCUUCAGAACAUACAAAAAGAAAAAGGCAAAAAAAGGAAAGCUGAGGAGGAGGAGGAACAGGAGGAGGAGAAGGAAGAGGAGGAGGUGGUUCCUCUGCCAGAUAAGGAAAAGGCGGGACCUUCAAAGGAAGCUGAAGAGGAGAGUGACAGUGACUCGGACGACAGCAGCGAUGAUGAAAAGGAGAUUACCAGGAUGAAGCAGGCCACUAAAGGAGCUGGUGGGAUGUCAGGAGAGGUCAAUGACGAUGACUUCCAGGUUGUGCCUGUGGAAAGCAUCAGUAAGAAAGCCAGGAUCCUGGAUGCAGAGGGUCUGGCUCUGGGCUGUCAGAUCGCGACGUCUAAGAAGAGAGCCAGGGAUCUGAUGGACGGCUCCUUCCACAGGUUUGCUAGCUCAGAGCAGCCAUGGGAUGUUCCGACGUGGUUCCUGGACGACGAACAAAAACACCGGAAGAAGCCGGUGCCGGUCACCAAGGAGAUGGUGGAGGAGUACAAACAAAAAUGGAGGGAGAUCGAUGCCCGACCCAUCAAACGAGUUGCUGAGGCCAAGGCCAGGAAGAAGAGGAGGAUGCUGAAGAAGAUGGAGCAGGCUAAGAAGAAAGCAGAGGCUGUCGUCAACACAGUGGACAUCUCUGAGAGGGAGAAGAUGGCUCAGCUGAAGAGUAUCUACAAGAAAGCAGGCAUCGGGAAGGAGAAGAGAGAAGUAACAUAUGUUGUGACCAAAAAAGGAGCUGGUAAGAAGGUGAGGCGGCCCGCUGGCGUCAAGGGAGCCUUCAAAGUGGUGGACGGUCGCAUGAAGAAAGACAUGCGGGGGAUGCAGAGGAAAGAGCAAAAAGCUAAAGGGGCCAAAGGAAAAGGCGGCAAAGGAAGAGGACAGGCAAAAGGUGGCAGAGGAGGGAUGAAAGGUGGUAAAGGGCGUAAAGGAAAAUAAAUUUGUCCUCUCACCCUCCUGCAUUUCUAUUUAACAUCACCUGGUCUCAAGUUGCAGGUGAGCAUUUAUGGAGCUUUGUGAGCUAAGAUGCCGGCCCCAGAUUGAGCUCCUGUAUCGUGUACGGAGGCCAGAAUGAACUUUGGUCACUCACAUGGAUGCCCUCUUUUUAGCAACUUUUGCUGAAGUUGUUUAAACUCCUGGACACUUGAGAUAUGUUAUGUGGGUAUUUGAAAGCUGCUGUUCUGUGUUCGUCUUUCUGAAGACGUAGAUUUGUCUUGAACGGAGUGGAUUCACUGAACAGUUUAACUGUAAAUGGCAGAAAAUCAAGUUAAACAUUAUAACAAUAUAAUGUGUUCUCCAGAAAUGUUGCUAAUAUUAUUGUAAAUAUUAUAUACACAAUUUUACAAUAAAAGUUUUGUUGAA
This is a messenger RNA of Plectropomus leopardus (leopard coralgrouper), 3109 nucleotides long. It is a transcript of the gene ftsj3, whose product is annotated as FtsJ RNA 2'-O-methyltransferase 3. The record is from RefSeq and is a predicted model, not a curated record. Gene Ontology annotation, biological process: maturation of 5.8S rRNA from tricistronic rRNA transcript (SSU-rRNA, 5.8S rRNA, LSU-rRNA); rRNA methylation; maturation of LSU-rRNA from tricistronic rRNA transcript (SSU-rRNA, 5.8S rRNA, LSU-rRNA). Gene Ontology annotation, molecular function: rRNA (uridine-2'-O-ribose)-methyltransferase activity; rRNA (guanine) methyltransferase activity. Gene Ontology annotation, cellular component: preribosome, large subunit precursor; nucleus; nucleolus. Lineage: Eukaryota; Metazoa; Chordata; Actinopteri; Perciformes; Serranidae.